Molecule: messenger RNA, 4894 nt
Organism: Colius striatus (speckled mousebird)
Lineage: Eukaryota; Metazoa; Chordata; Aves; Coliiformes; Coliidae
Gene: DCLK3
Product: doublecortin like kinase 3
Exons: 4
Coding region: 283-2343 (686 amino acids)
Biological process (GO): intracellular signal transduction; protein phosphorylation
Molecular function (GO): protein kinase activity; ATP binding
Source: RefSeq, a predicted model, not a curated record
CUCUUUGACCAUUCGUCACACAGUGCAAGCUCGAAAGUAAAAGAGAGAAAUCUCCAAGGGACUUGCCCUCCCGUUGGUCAUGGAAACUAUGGGAAGCCCUGUUUGAGUGAAAGCAGUCACAGGUCCCCUUUUUUUAAAGCCUGUAAUGGUUUUCACACCAUCCACUCAGAGCACAGUCCCGUGAAGCCGAGGAUUAUUACGGUGGUGAAACCUGGAGGACGCACGCUGCGAAGGAUAACCUUGCUUCUCAACAGGAGGUCGGUCCAGACUUUUGAGCAGCUGAUGGCUGACAUUUCAGAAGCUCUGGGAUUUCCACGCUGGAAGAAUGACCGAGUGAGAAAGCUUUACAACUUGAGAGGGAGAGAAAUCCGAAGCGUUUCUGACUUCUUCAGGGAAGGUGAUGCGUUCAUAGCUAUGGGGAAGGAGCCUCUCACUUUGAAGAACCUGGAAGUGGUAUUACAAGAACUUUUUCCUGAAAACCCCUAUGCUGCCAGUGCUGCCAUUCAGCAGAAUGAGGAGCAAACAGUGAAGGGCAGGCUGUAUGACAAGGCUUUGAAAGUGGACAGUGGCUUUGAUGAGACGUGCAGCGAUGGCACGUCUCCCAAGCUGGUGGCUGGAUGUGAAGGAAAAAGCCAAGCCAAGCCAAAGCAAGAGGAAAAGACGAGAACCAAAAAAAAGUGGACUAGAGAGAGCUGGGGUAGUGAGCAAGGAGUGAAAGCUUCUAGGAAAACCCGAGAAAGCCAGAGGUACCUUACCCACGCGAGGAGCGCUGAGGAGGGAUUAGAAGAGGGUUCUGAGGACGUGGUGAGGUGUGAGAAGUGUGAGCAGGAAAGGCAGGCCAGGCAAAAGCUCCAAAGGGAACGGCGGGCCGAGGCCUCCUUUGAGAACACGGGCCUGUGUCAGAGGUACCACCUAGAAAGGAAUGCAAAAAUUAGGACUUGCCAAAAACCCUCAGAAACUUGCCUGGAAGGUGAGGCAGUUGGUUGGAAAGGCAGUGGCUGUAGGAGGACGUGGAAGCCUUUACAUAGGAAUGUUGAUGAAGGGCUGGAGAAACAAAAAAGGGGAGUUGAGAAGGAAAGGGAUGUGGAGAAACACGAAAACCAUGGGAAGGAAGUGGUGAAAAUCAAGAAGAGUGCUGUAGAAGGGCUGCAGCUAACUCGUGAAGCGAAGGGAGAGAGUGGAAGUGGCUGUGUGAUGAACCAAAGUGGCUGGCUAAAGAAAGACACUCCGAGAGACGCCGAGAAACCACCUAAAACACACAGGGAGGGCAGAGAGGGACAAAGGGCUAAAGAGGAGGGUGCCAGAAGAGAGGGCCAUAUCGUGCACAGAGAGAGCGACAUGACACGAAGAGAAAGAACAGGAGAGCGCAGAGGGAACAAAGAAGAAAACAAGGGUCAGGGCCUGGAAAGCACAGGGAGGAGGCAUGCCAUCAAAACCAGAACUGAUGUGGAGAAACACUACGAGAUUGGCAGAACUAUUGGGGAUGGGAACUUUGCAGUGGUGAAGGAGUGUCGCCACUGUGACUCCAAUCAGAUCUACGCCAUGAAAAUUGUUGAUAAGUCCAAGCUGAAAGGGAAAGAGGACAUGAUGGAAAGCGAGAUUCUGAUCAUUAGGAGUCUCUCUCAUCCCAACAUAGUAAGCUUAAUUGAAGUGUAUGAGACAGAAGCUGAGAUCUACCUAAUCCUAGAGUAUGUCCCAGGUGGGGACUUAUUUGAUGCAAUCAUCGAAAGCGUGAAGUUCACAGAGCACGAUGCUGCUGUCAUGAUCACUGACCUGUGUGAGGCGCUGGUUUAUAUCCACAGCAAGAACAUUGUCCACAGGGACCUCAAACCAGAGAACCUCUUGGUUCAACAUAAUGCUGAUAAAUCUACCACACUGAAACUAGCAGAUUUUGGCCUUGCAAAGCAGGUUACGAAGCCCAUAUUUACUGUGUGUGGAACACCAACGUAUGUUGCCCCUGAAAUACUCGCUGAGAAAGGCUAUGGGCUGGAAGUAGAUAUGUGGGCAGCUGGUGUGAUCCUUUACAUUCUGCUCUGCGGUUUUCCCCCGUUUCGCAGUCAGGAGCGUGAUCAAGAAGAGCUGUUUCAGAUCAUACAGCUGGGUCACUACGAGUUCCUUUCCCCAUACUGGGACAAUAUUUCUGCAGCAGCAAAAGACCUCAUAACCAGGCUGUUGAUAGUGGAUCCCCAGAAGCGCUACACAGCACGACAAGUCCUCCAGCACCCUUGGAUCAGAACGGCUGGAAAAACCAACGGCAGGAAUUUGCAGAGGGAGGUGACGAUCAACAUCGAGCGUCAUUUCCGAGCCCAGCGCAGGAAGGAAGCUGUGGAUGAGGACACAUGAAAUCCCCUUCAGCCUCUUUAGUCUUCUUUUUAUUAAUUAACAAAUUGUUUCUGUUUUCUAAAUGAGUUGGGUCUCUCAUGGAUAGCUGUUACUGGCUAUUGCCUUUUUUAUUUGCUUCUGGGAUUCUGAAGGAGGACAGCGAUCAAAUUCUCACCCAUCUCUCCCUCUGAUGCUACUCGAGAGUCUCUCUGUAGAUAGCAGUGGGAACUAGAUAUUUCCUGGAGGCUAUCUAUUAUUUUUUCUUUACCAAUUUGGGCUUUUACAUUACAAAAUGUGACCUGUUUUAGAUGACAGAUGUUUGCUUCUGUGGCUGACAGUGGGUGAUGACUCUUGUCUGUUUUUUUUGUAUCCAGGAGUUAUGUGUUAAUAAUGUUUUGUGUUGAUAAUGUUUUCAGAAUAGCAUCCUGCACUAAUUCUCUGAACUGUUUUCAUCAAUCCCUGCUAGCAAUAGAGAUAGUAAAGGGAUUUAAAAAACCCCCCAUUCUUUAGCUGUUGGAGACAUUCAAUAGGCAGCAAGAUACUAUUUAUUAAGUUGUGAGGGAAGAAAAAUCCUUGUAGACUAAAUCAGAUCUUUUAGGAUAUCUCCCCCAGCAUCAUCUUUUGUUGGAUGUUCUCAGGGACAGGGUGAGAGGUGCUGCAAUGUUUCUGUUAAAUGAUGGUGGUGCUGUGUGGGAUGGUAGUUUCCUUUCUUUACGAGAAGGGGGAAGAUAUCAAUGCUGAUAUGUUUUCAAGACUGUGACAACAACUUUCAAAGGGGCCUUCUUUCUGCUCUGGGAAGUAGGAAGUUGAGCAAUUCUAAGGGAACUUUGGUUCUUUUCCCAAAGGUGUAUUUAUGGAAUGACAAUUCAAGCUUUUCCCUUUUUUUUCAUGCUGAUUUUUCUCUUAGGAGCCAUCCACAUAUAUCUGUGAAUACGGAGAAGAGCAAGUUGGGAAGCUGCUUUUGUGACUUCAGUUAACCCUUACCUUCAUGGUUCCCUUUUCAUCAACACACUGCACAGCUCACUUACUUUUAUACACUUUUUUCAGUGUAGUUUAGCAUUUGUUUGGUUUUUUCCCUGUUGCCUUCCCUGGAGACUCUUCCUCCAUGAUUCCAUGAGAACUGGCAAUGGGAUGAAACUGAAUUAAAACUCAACUUGGGGAAAAACCAAAGACUUGUUGGCUGAGGAAAGGUCUCCAGGGGAAGUGGCAGAUGCUUCAUUGCGUGUGUUUUCACGAUUCAACUGGAUGCAGUUUUAAAGAAAUCUUGGAGGGGAAAAAUCCAGCCCUGAGAAGGGUCAUGACCUAGAACAGCUUUUAGAUCUCAGAAUUUUUGGUUGAUUAGUGUGAUGGUUUAGCCUUGUGUCCAACAAGUCAUAAAAUCACUCCCCCUCCCAAAUUGGACAGGAGAGAAAUAUAACAAAUGGCUUGUGAGUUAAGGAUGGGGAGAUCACUGGGCAAUUAGUCAUGGGCAAAACAGACUCAACUUAGGGAGAAAAAGGUUUGAUUUAUUAAAGGAACAAUAAGAGCAGGGAGAUGAGAAAUAAAACCAUCUUAAAAAACACUUGCUCCAGGAUGAACUUCUUAUGGAGUCACAGUCUCCCUCAGGCAACCACCCACUCUGGUGUGGGCUCCUCCACAGGCUGCGAGUGGGUCUCUGCUUCCCGGUGGCCUCCAUGGGCUGCAGGGGGACAACCUACUUCACCGUGGUCCUCACCACAUAUCACAGGGGGUUCUUUCUUCCAGGGCUUAAGCACCAUCUUCCCCCUCCUUCUCCACUGACCUUGGUGUCUGUGGAGGUGUUUUCACAUUCUCCCUCCCUGUUGCUGCUGCAGUUUUGUAACUGUGCAACAACUUCUCCUUCUCAAAUAUGUUAUUCACAGAGGCGUUACCUCCAUCACUAAGUGGUCAGGUGCAGGCUCCAGCUUAGAACUGACUGGUCCUAACCCUAUGAGCUACAGGGGAAGCUUCUGGCAACUCUUUGUUUAAAGAAGCCACCCCUGUAACCCCCCCUGCUACCAAAAAACCUGGCCCAGACAAAACCACCACAAUUAGUCAAAUCCCAAAAGCACUGGAGUUGUUGGUUUUAUGAUGCUUUGUCCAUGGGUUCCAUGUGCUAGCACAUAAUAUUGAUGUUAAGCCAUCAGUGGUAUUAGGGUACUGUCAUCACUUUUUUAUUCCAGCUUGUGACUGUUUUGCUGCAAGAGUGGUGUAUGAAAGUAGAGACAACUUGCCUCUUAAAGGACAGCUGCACUUUCAAUUGAUCUGGCUCGUUUUUAAUACAUAUUGGACUAAGAGUUGCUGUGGAGUUCAAGAAUUUGGCUAACAAACCAGUCAGAUCUUUAUGCCCAAGUAGCAUCUAGGUGGUAUGUCAUACCUCUGCUUUAGAGGCCCUGAGUCAGGAAGACCUUCCCUUUUCCUGAAAACAAGAAUGGAUUUAAGUGCUUUCCUGAGUUAAGUCUGUGUAUAACCUAAUAUUCUAAAAGCAUUACGUGGUCUUCGAGUACUAGUAAUAACUUCUCCUCUGUUAAUUCAAGUCUAUUUUGGAUAGGAAACUGUGGAAAAAUAGCUUCUG